CCAUUACACAGAAAAAGUCCCAACGUCAUGUGACUCCGACUUACGUCCAAGGCAGCCAUGACAGACAUGAAAGACCUAUUUCGCAUCAUUAAGAAACAUUGCGGUCUAAAGUGGAAGGACCUGGGUCGCUCCCUUGGGUUUGAGGAAGCAGAGCUCGAGGUUGUGGAUGCCAAACACAAGGAUGCUGGUGAAAGCUGUAUGGAGAUUUUGUCGACAUGGUGGUACGGGAAUUGUCGGGAGGCCACACCACACACCCUCCUAACUGCACUCACGGACGCAGGGCUGAAGGAUGUUGCUGACCAAAUUGAAGAUUACUCAUUACAUCGUGGGUCGAACAUCGACCAGGAAGAGAGUUGCAGCACUAGACAGCCAUGCAAAACGCCAUGCAGUAAAGAGGUCUUCCAACAAGUCGCCGAAUCGAUUGGUGACAACUGGAAAGCCCUUGCCCGCCACUUAGAUCGUGAUGUCAGAGAAGCUGUGCUGAGGGGCAUUGCCAAUCAGUACGACCAAAACGCCAAGGAAUGCUGUCGACAUGUGCUGGAGAAUUGGAAACAAAUGAGAGGAAGAGACGCGACCUUGGAAACACUGCGAACAGCCCUUAGAGCAGCUGGAUUGGCAGAGAUAGCAGACGAUAUAGAUGGAAGCGAGAUUCAUCUUGGAGGCGAAAGAGUGAAGAUAAAGACCGAAGCUAUCAACCCACCAGGACUACGGAAAGGGUUUCAAACAGUGGCGGAUGCAAUAGGCGAUGGUUGGAAGCAUCUUGCCAUCCACUUUGGAAAGAAUGACCGCCAAAUACGUGGAAUCGAACACCAACACGGUGGAAACACAAGGGAAUGCUGCCUUCAUGUGCUAGACGAGUGGAAGCUGCAAAGGGGUAAUCAAGUAACUGACGAAACGCUCAAAGCAGCACUACGUUCCGCUGGGCUUGUGGACAUUAUGAACAGUUUACAAGGUGAUGGGCCAAGAGGUCUCAAGCGUCCACAUACUCAUCUGCUGGAUGAUUCGACGAUUGCUGUCACAGACUUGCAAAGCCCUUCACGGGAAUCUCCUGAACGAGACCACAGGAACGUGACCAUAUUGUUCAAGCGGAUUCCAAGACAGGGUACUUUUGGCGAUAGAAGGCUAGAGGGAGUCUGCAACAAGGUAGCAAUCUACAUGGACAAUCUUAAGGAAAAAGGGGACUGGAACACAUACGACAGGUUCGUGACAAAGGCAUUCCACCUCUAUCAGAACAAGCCUGAUGUCAUGAUACGCAUCACACUGGAAGACAUUGCUGCUAGCUACUACCGCGGGGACUUGGCCAGAGGGGACAAGGAUGUCCAUUCUGCGCAUGACCUCCUGUUAAAGACGCAGGAUCCCCAACAUCACCUGGCACACUUGAUGUACCUGAAAUCAGCCAUUUUGCGCAGGAGGAAGCGAUAUGACGAAGCAGAGGGCGCCAUCAUCUUAGCUCGACAGGGCCUUGAGUUUAUUCAGAUUGGUCGAGACUCAGGGGAGAUUUGGUACAACGUUGCCGCUCUCUUUGCGGAAGUUCUCAAUGAGAAAGUAGUGGACCGACCAGACCUGUGGGAAAGAGAUGUCGUGCCGUCCCUGCAGUCCGCCAUUGAUCAUUAUCGACGGAGUCUUGCGGAGAACGAAGAUGACUCUUGCCGAAACAAACUCAGAAGAGCUCACAUUCGUUUCUCCAUGGCCUUGCUGCGCUGCUGGUCUCACGUAGGGAGAGAGAAACACGAUCAGCAAAGCGUGAUUCAGGCCGCUGACCUACGCCGCGCGGAGAACAGCUUGCAGGAGGUUGAGAACAAUCUCUGGGACGACAUCUCCGAGAGAAUGGAGUGCUCUUGGCUCUUGGCAAAGUCGGACCUGAUGCGACACAGAGGCAGCAACCGCAGAGCAGCCCAGUUGGCAAAGAACGUGAUAACUAUCGCCACAAAAUCAGGUUUUCCAGCAGAGGAAAACUUUGCAAAGGAUCGGCUUGAGCUGCUGAAACAAGCGGCGAAGACAGAAGCACCUCAAGUCUUGGAAGAGGAAGACAUCCUUCGAGAUCUGUCUGAGGCCUGCGACGAUGAUGCAUCCAGAAAUCUAGCGGUGGAAAAGGUACCAAAGAGGAACACUGAUCCAAAAAUGGAAGCGUGUGGAGCCAUUCCAGAAAAAGCGGACGAAAGAGAAACCAGGGAAGUACAUGGACGGCAUGGGACAAACGAACAAGAUAUGUUAAGCACUGUCGGAUCGUCUCAUUUCAUACCACGUUCCCGAGUAGAUCGUGACUCUUUAAUACCACCACGCGCCGAGGUACAACAGUCAGCCCAGUUCCAAAUGAGUGAAGCAUCUGGUAGAACAAACCCUCACCACAGAAGACGGUAUCCACCUCGUCGACCGCCCCCUCGACCGCCAACAAUGCAAAGAUGCCCACAAUUCUACACACCUAGUCAGCGACCAACUUUCCAGCGUGCACCUUGGCAUAGAGGUCCAUUUCAAAACCAGCCUUUGUCGCCAGGGACCACAAACUGGAGACAGAUCCCACCUGGAAGCUGCUUUGGUGGCAGGUUUCCAUCGCCAGACAGGAGAAUGAGACCACCAGCACCAUGUUUUCCGGGACCCAAUUACGAACAAUGCCCUUUCGGUAGGAGAUAUAACAGGGGUAGAGCGCGAACACUGGACUUUCAGCCGACAAGCAAGAGGGGAAAGUGGCAUUAGUAGCGUAUAGCUACAUAGUCGACACUAUAAUUCAACUGCUCAACUUAUGUCAGGGUAAAAGCUGCUAUGUCUUCCUUUGUUUAUGAUGAUAAAUAUUUCAGAUGUAUGUGAAUAUAGGGAAACUCGGUCAAUGUAUUCUGUUUCAUUAGAUACUAGAUUUCUGAAUCACACAAAAAAUGAAUUGCAUUGUACAAGAAGGAGGCAGAUGUAAGUUUCUGAUGCAUACACUCUCCGUCCCCCCUUCAACAUGGAUUUGGGGUUUCGGGGUAAGUACACUACAACUGCUAUAUGACGAAAUAGGUCAUGUGUUUGAUGUACCUGGGCAAGGUGAUGUUAUUUUCCUAUAUUGCAAAGCCUUCGAAACAAUUUGUCACUGAUUCUUUAC
Branchiostoma belcheri (Belcher's lancelet) is the source of this 3079-nucleotide messenger RNA. RefSeq lists its product as uncharacterized. The transcript is spliced from 16 exons. Bases 58 to 2694 code for a protein of 878 amino acids. NCBI's taxonomy places the organism in Eukaryota, Metazoa, Chordata, Leptocardii, Amphioxiformes, Branchiostomatidae. Gene Ontology annotation, cellular component: CD95 death-inducing signaling complex; cytoplasm. Gene Ontology annotation, biological process: positive regulation of extrinsic apoptotic signaling pathway; TRAIL-activated apoptotic signaling pathway. The record is from RefSeq and is a predicted model, not a curated record. Gene Ontology annotation, molecular function: death receptor binding; caspase binding.